This is a messenger RNA of Salvia hispanica, 592 nucleotides long. RefSeq lists its product as uncharacterized. Lineage: Eukaryota; Viridiplantae; Streptophyta; Magnoliopsida; Lamiales; Lamiaceae. The record is from RefSeq and is a predicted model, not a curated record.
UAUCAUCAAAUUUAUUAGUACUUCACAGAGAGAUGGCUUUCAAAGUUGCUUUGAUAGGUUUUUUCUUAGUUAUGUUUCUUUUGAUUUCUUCACAACUGGCACACUCCUUUGACUCUGACAAUACGGUCGAUGAUGACAACUACGGAGAUCAAUAUGGCGGAGGCGGAGGAAACGGAGGAGGUGGAGGCGGUGGCAAUGGCGGAGGCGGUGGUAGUGGCGGAGGUGGUGGCAGUGGUGGAGGCGGAGGAUAUGGGGGCGGAAGUGGUAGUGGUAGUGGUAGUGGGGGCGGAUACGGAGGUGGAAGUGGAAGUGGUAGUGGGGGUGGAUACGGAGGCGGUAAUGGGGGUGGUAGUGGUAGUGGGGGCGGAUAUGGCCGUGGUGGCGGAGGAGGCCGUGGCGGGGGAUAUGGUGGUGGGUCCUGCCGUCACGGUUGUUGUCGUUGCUGCAACUAUGCUGGUGAAGAGAAGGCAAAUUAGGCAAAUCAUAGUUCAAUAAGAUGUGCCACAUCAAACUUCUUUCUCAUUGUUGUGUUUAAAUUGUGAAAUCAGUUGUUACAUUAUACUAAUAAAAAAGGGUGUACUAUUAUUAUUUA